Plutella xylostella (diamondback moth) is the source of this 1362-nucleotide messenger RNA. It is a transcript of the gene tan, whose product is annotated as C45 family peptidase tan. Lineage: Eukaryota; Metazoa; Arthropoda; Insecta; Lepidoptera; Plutellidae. The record is from RefSeq and is a predicted model, not a curated record.
UUCGUUCGUAUAAAGUGGAACCUUGAAGUCGCUCGCGCAGUAUCCACAGUCACUUUCGAGCGAGGACGUACCUGAACAAUUUUCUAAUCACUUUUCAUGUGUUUUUUUUUUGUAAAAUGAUCCGUUUCUUGGUUUUUCUUGUUCUUGUGAGCUUCGGAGGUGUGCUGAGUGAGAAGGACAUAGGCCGCCGUCGUGUCGUCCCUGUCAUACACGUGGUGGGCUCGCACUACGAUGUGGGAUUCGAUGUGGGCCGCAACUUCGAGGGCGUCAUCAAGGAGUUCCUGGCCACCUUCGCCAGUCUCCGGGACUUCGAGAAGCAGUACAAGACAGAGGCGGGUCGGGAGGCCUAUGAGAAGACCCUCAGCAACAUGCUGGAGAGGUACCCUUACUAUGUGAAGGAGGUCCAGGGUAUAGCUGAUGGGGCUAAGGUGCCGUUUCAUCAGCUGUUCCUGCUGCACAUGGACGACAUCAUCGACACCGUCAACGACAACCAGAUCGUGCGCAAUGACACCGGCGGCUGCUCGUCCGUCGCCAUCAACACCCCACAAGCGAAUGUUCUCGGCCACACCGAGGACGCUCUCUCGGAGACUCUGAACCACUUCUACAUCCUGUCCGCCCACAUCAUCCCCACCCUCGAAGAUCAACAAAAGGGGGCGGUAGAGGAGCGUUUCGCUUCGCUCUGCUACGCCGGUCAGCUGCCAGGCUACACCAGUGGGUUCAACGAGCAUGGUAUGGUCUUCUCCAUCAACACCCUGAGCCCUAAAGCCUUGAAGCCUGGCGGUACACCCCGAACCUUCAUAACCAGAGCCAUGCUGGCAGCCAAGAGUGUAGAAGAAGUAGAGCGGGUUUUGACCGACAAAGGUCUUGGUAUCGGCAACGGGUUUUCCCUCAACCUGUUCUGGACUAACCCCACCGGCCCUCGGCAACUCUUCAACAUCGAAGUAGCCCCAGAGCUGAAGGCUGAUCGCUCCCAGAUCAAUAUACAGAAGUACGAGAUGAACGGUGAUGCUUUGGUGCAUUGCAACAAAUACCAGCGUCUGAACCUCACAGAAGUCCGAGGGCCGAUCAUCGAUAGCAGCGUGGCUCGUCUGUCCAUGAUCCACGGCCACGCCAAACCCACCUCCAAGGGGGAUGUAGAGAACAUCAUAUCUGACAUCAGCGGGAAAGAAUUCCGUGUGUUCGAGGAUCGGAAGACUGCGCAGGUCAAGACUAUAUGUGCAGGAAUUUUCGACCUGGACCAAAGAUCGUGGAGCCUCUACAUCAACCAGCCCAACUCAUCUGAGCCCGUCGCCACUAUUCCGAUCGUGUUUACAUUUUAACUAUUAACUAUAAAUAUUAAUUAAAUAAAUUAUUAUAAUAAUA